Messenger RNA from Lycium barbarum (goji berry), 629 nucleotides. RefSeq lists its product as uncharacterized. The transcript has 2 exons. Lineage: Eukaryota; Viridiplantae; Streptophyta; Magnoliopsida; Solanales; Solanaceae. The record is from RefSeq and is a predicted model, not a curated record. The coding region runs from base 77 to 430 and encodes 117 amino acids.
UUAACAUCAAGAGCUAAGCAAAAGAAAAAGUAGACUAGAAAAAAUAAGUGGACACCUCAAUUUUGGGAAAAUAAAAAUGGAGGGGAAAGAAGUGAAAGUAUUUGUGGUAAUAUCAUUAUUAAUGCUUAUCAUUUUUGUAGAAGGAUCCAUGGCAGUUGAAGAUUAUGGUAGCUGCCUCGUUGACUGCAUCAAAGACAAAGUUCUUGAUUGUAUUUUCAACCCUGCGACUUGUAUUCCUACUUGUGCUGCAAAAUGUGCCAUACAAGUUCCUUCUCCAACAUCAGCUGCUGCAAAUUAUGCUUGUAACACUGGAUGCACCUUGAGCCAAUGCAAGAACUUCAUGAUCCUUAACGAUGGAAAGAAGCUUGGAGGAUGCAUGGCUAGUUGCAGCGACGAGAAUUGUGCCAAGCACAAGACAGUAGCUGAUUGAAGAACUUGUAACUAUGUAAUAUAGCUUAAUAAUAAAUGUUCGCCUCUAUUUGUUCUAAGUGGUGUGAUCAAAUGUUGAAUAUAUGAAAAAUUUAUAUUUCAGUUUAUUAAUUUCUAGCAGUGUCGCUUCAACGUUAAUUUGUAGUUGUGUUAUUAUAGAAGUAAUUCUUUUACUGAACUUGUUGCUUCUUAUUCUUCAG